AUGGCCGGCAGUCAAGUGCACUUUAAACUAGUUGUUCUUGGAGAAUCGGCUGUGGGGAAGUCUAGUAUUGUCCUUAGGUUUGUAAAAUCUCAGUAUAAUGAAUAUCAAGAGGCUACCAUUGGAGUCGGCGACCCAUCUGUCGCUGUUAAAUUUGAAAUUUGGGACACAGCUGGUCAGGAGCGUUACCACAGUUUGGCUCCAAUGUACUACCGGGGUGCCCAAGCAGCCGUCGUCGUUUACGAUAUCACCAAUUCCGAAUCUUUUCAACGAGCUAAGGGUUGGGUUAGUGAGUUAAAUGAAAAGUCAACAGCCGUCAAGGUCAUCGCUUUAGCAGGAAAUAAAUCAGAUCUAUAUACACAGAGAGCCGUCCCUAUCGUGGAAGCUCAACAAUAUGCUAAUGGCUCUGGGCUUAUUUUUAUGGAGACCUCGGCAAAAACUGGGGCCAAUGUAAUCGACUUAUUUACUACAAUAGGCAUGUUUUACCCUACAUUUUUUACAAUUUUUAUGCUGAAAUUUGGCACCGUUAAUUUCUGUUUUAUUUCUAGCAACCCGACUUUCAAGAACGGAUAUUCCACAGACCGCAGGGACUCAACGUUUGCUAGAGGGGCCACCUUCAAACCUUACAGGAUCUAG
Messenger RNA from Protopolystoma xenopodis, 633 nucleotides. The record is from the annotation of a GenBank genome assembly. Lineage: Eukaryota; Metazoa; Platyhelminthes; Monogenea; Polystomatidea; Polystomatidae.